Rosa rugosa (rugosa rose) is the source of this 2643-nucleotide messenger RNA. RefSeq names its product protein STRUBBELIG-RECEPTOR FAMILY 2. The transcript has 17 exons. NCBI's taxonomy places the organism in Eukaryota, Viridiplantae, Streptophyta, Magnoliopsida, Rosales, Rosaceae. The coding region runs from base 100 to 2322 and encodes 740 amino acids. Gene Ontology annotation, molecular function: protein kinase activity; protein binding; ATP binding. The record is from RefSeq and is a predicted model, not a curated record. Gene Ontology annotation, biological process: protein phosphorylation.
CACAAUUCCAAACCCUCUCUCGCUUCUUUACAAUCUCUCUCUCUCUCUCUUCUGCGUCUAUUGCUUUUCCCAAAAGAGAUUUAGCCUGAUUUUCAAGAAAUGGCGAAGCUGAACCGGUUCGUGUACUUCAUGGCGGUUUUCUUCGCGGCGGUUCUGGUGGCUUCCCCGGCUGGGGCUUUUACUGAUCCACUUGACGUCGUAGCUCUUCAUGAUCUUUACAUGACCCUCAACCAACCGCCACAGCUGACGGGUUGGAGAUUGAAUGGUGGGGAUCCUUGCGAUGAAUCGUGGAAUGGAGUGUCAUGCUUUGGCUCUUCUGUGAUAUACCUUAAACUUAAUGGUCUAAACCUCUCUGGGUAUAUUACUGCCGAGAUCUAUAAUCUCUACAGUUUGAAGCAACUGGAUAUUAGUUCCAAUACCAUUGGUGGUGAAAUUCCAUAUGUCUUACCCCCCAAUGCGACUCAUAUAAAUAUGGCAUACAACUAUUUGAUCCAAAAUAUUCCCCCAUCCUUACCUGGCAUGAAAAGUCUCCGACAUUUGAAUCUAAGCCACAAUUUGUUAUCUGGACCCAUUGGCAAUGUUUUUACAGGCCUACAGAAUUUAAGAGAAAUGGAUUUGUCAUAUAAUAACUUUACUGGAGAUCUGCCAAGUUCAUUUGGAUCCCUCACAAAUCUCACUGGACUGUACUUGCAGAAGAACCAAUUCACUGGAUCAGUUGCUUACCUAGCCGAACUUCCACUAAUUGAUCUGAACAUCCAAGAUAAUUAUUUCAGUGGUAUCAUCCCCAGUCAUUUUCAGUCCAUACCAAAUUUAUGGAUUGGGGGAAAUAGUUUUCAUCGUCCAGGGGACAACUAUCCACCCUGGGAUUUCCCUCUGGAAACGCAGACAAGUGUCAUUGAACAGAACAUCCACCCCCCUCCAGCAACUCAGUCAAGUGCCAUGGAGAAGAGCAAGCCCUCUACCAAAUUAGGUGGACACAAGAAGAGGAGGCUUGGCCCUGGAGGAAUAGCUUUUAUGAUUGGUGGAGGAACUCUAGUCGCCUCAUGUGUGGCACUUUACAUUGCAGUUCGUAUCAAACAAUCACGUGCACAGAAGCUUAUAACUUUGGGGGGCAGUAAUAGUUCAAUCCACUCUUUCUCAGUCAUAAAUACGGCCAAAGAUAGUCCUAUGAAUGCACGAGAAGAAAGCCCACCAAUACUGACUUUCAGGCCACCCAUUCUACUUCCAAGGCGACUACCUCCAGUUUAUCAUAGCAGAGUAGAGAAAACUAGAAGAAAAAGUUUCUCUGAUAAAUGCAGUUUCCCAGUGAGAAUCAAACUAUAUACUGUGGCAGAGCUUCAGUCAGCUACGAACAGCUUUGCGGAAGAAAAGUUUCUGGGCCAAGGAUCUCUUGGUUCUGUUUACAAAGCCGCGUUUCCUGAUGGCCAAAUUUUGGCUGUAAAGAACAUCAAGAUGUCUGGACUCUCUUUCCAUGAAGAAGAACAAUUCCUGGAUGUCGUUUGGACUGUUUCGCGUUUGAAGCACCCAAACAUUGUACCACUUGUUGGCUAUUGUGUGGAGAAUGGACAACAUCUCCUUGUGUAUGAAUAUGUUGGAAAUUUAUCCCUUGAUGAGGCACUUCACAGCGAUGCAUACAAGCCUCUGUCCUGGGGCCUCCGUCUCCAAAUUGCUCUUGGUGUUGCUCAAGCUUUGGACUAUCUGCACUCCACAUUGUCGCCUUCAGUAGCUCAUGGCAACUUGAAGAGCGAAAAUAUCUUACUUGAUGAAGAACUUGCUCCUCAUAUCUGUGACUGCGGACUUGCUAUUUUGAGGCCACUUACAAGCAAUAGUCUUAAACUGAAGGCUUCAGAAAAUGCUGUUGGUGACACUGGCUACAUUGCACCUGAGCAUGGCCUACCAGGGUUUGAUAAGACAAAGAGUGACAUCUAUGCCUUCGGAGUGCUGCUUUUGGAGCUCUUAACAGGAAGGAGACCUUCUGAUAGUUCAAGACCAAGGGAAGAGCAAUCACUGGUGAAAUGGGCUUCAUUGCGGCUUCAUGACACUGAGAGUCUGGAUGAGAUGAUCGAUCCAGGCAUUAAAAAGACAUGUUCCUCCAAGGCUCUCUCAAAUUUUGCUGAUAUUAUCUCCCUCUGUAUACAGCCAGUGAAGGAGUUCCGACCACCAAUGUCUGAAGUUGUGGGAUCUCUAACACAACUAAUUCAGAAGCUCAAGGGGAAAGGCAAUGGAGAGGAUGGUACACAAGUUGACCCCUUCGAGAGAUCUUUUCGUUCAACCAACACCCGCUUCAUGGGCUCACCUACAUUGAGCUAUUUUUCCAUUUGAAUUUAGUAGUGAUCAGUACAGGCACAACUGAAUGUACUGGAUUGGAUGUUUGAUAACAAAUGUACUCCACAAUCAGCUAGAUUGUCAGAGGCUUGGUCUGUGUGGCAUUUUAGCUACGCGGUCUGAUGAUGUCUUAGCCUUAAGAGGUGGUAUUCAAUGAAAUACCAGAUUUCAAAUAGACUAUUAUCAAUUACACAGAUUUCUGUCAUUCUCUAUGUUCUACAAAGUAGUUACAGUUACAGGACAGAUUUCUACAAAACUAUAGAUUGUAUAUACUAGUUUAAUUGGCAAUCUUUCUUAAAAGGUUGGAAGAUUUUGAAA